Microplitis demolitor is the source of this 3463-nucleotide messenger RNA. RefSeq names its product polyadenylate-binding protein 4-like (gene pAbp). The transcript is spliced from 3 exons. The coding region runs from base 744 to 2636 and encodes 630 amino acids. The record is from RefSeq and is a predicted model, not a curated record. Gene Ontology annotation, cellular component: ribonucleoprotein complex. Lineage: Eukaryota; Metazoa; Arthropoda; Insecta; Hymenoptera; Braconidae. Gene Ontology annotation, molecular function: RNA binding.
ACGCCUCUUCCUCAUCAAAGAGUAGAGUUGUUUUCACGCGUGGUUGUUGUGUCUCCUUAUUUUAUUAUUAAAAAAUAGGUCACACAACCCACCUUUCAUUCGUGAAUAACUCUUCUAAAGUUUAUAAAAUUUAAAAAAAAAAAAACAAAAAAAAAACAAAAAAAAAAGAAAAAACAAAAAAAAAGAAAAAUAAAAAAACAAAAAAAAUAAUAAAAUCCUACAAAACGUAAAAAAAAUAUAUAAAAAUAAUUAAAACCAAAAAAAUCGCAAAACGUAGAACGUAAAAUAUAUCCGCGAUUAACAACUCAGUGGACAAAAAAAAAAUAAAAAAGCGUAGUAACGACGUUAAUAAAGUAACAAGAAAAAAAAAUAACGAGGCCGUGUUUGUGUGUACGAGUUAAAAAAAUAAAGUUUAUAAAUAAUAAUAAUAAAUUGUGCUGGUGAAUAGAUAAAUGCCAACGGAAGCAAUUGUCUGCUAGAGAGAAUCACCAUAAGGCGAAAAAACCAAAGCCAUAUUGAAGCAUCAAGUUGAGACACCAAACGUGGAGAGGCCAUUUUUUUUUUCUCCCACCGUCAUCCAUUCAGUUCCGUUUUGAACCCAACCUAUACCAGCCGACAUCCAAAUACUGGCUGGCGUACUCGGUCUGCGACCGUUACUAUUUUUUAUUAGACCAUAGAGUUAAAAUUUAUUUAAACUCAUUAAUAUUAUUUUUAAUUUAAAAAAAAAUUAAAAAAACGCAAAGAUGAAUCCUGGUGCGCCGAAUUAUCCAAUGGCAUCACUUUAUGUCGGUGAUUUGCAAUCAGAUAUUACUGAAGCAAUGCUAUUUGAAAAAUUUUCAUCUGCGGGUCCUGUGUUAUCUAUUCGCGUAUGUCGUGAUAUGAUAACACGACGUUCGCUUGGUUAUGCUUAUGUUAACUUCCAACAACCUGCCGAUGCUGAACGUGCAUUGGAUACUAUGAACUUUGAUAUGCUGAAAGGCCGUCCUAUACGUAUAAUGUGGUCGCAACGUGAUCCAUCACUGCGUAAAUCCGGUGUUGGAAACGUAUUUAUUAAGAAUUUGGACCGUAGUAUUGACAACAAAGCCAUGUACGAUACAUUCUCGGCAUUUGGUAACAUUCUUAGUUGUAAAGUUGCUCAGGAUGAGACUGGAGAGUCCAAAGGAUAUGGAUUCGUACAUUUUGAGACUGAAGAAGCUGCUAACAAAUCCAUUGACAAAGUCAACGGUAUGCUGUUGAACGGCAAAAAGGUAUACGUAGGCAAAUUCAUCCCACGCAAAGAACGCGAAAAGGAAUUAGGCGAAAAAGCUAAACUCUUCACCAACGUCUAUGUCAAAAACUUUGGCGAAGAUAUGACUGACGAAAAAUUGCGCGAAAUGUUUGAAAAAUACGGCACGAUUACCAGUCAUAAAGUUAUGUCUAAAGAUGACGGUAAAUCACGUGGGUUUGGAUUCGUCGCUUUUGAGGAUCCAGAUGCAGCUGAGCAAGCUGUCAUGGAGCUCAAUGGCAAGGAAAUUGCUGAGGGGAAGUAUAUGUACGUAGGACGUGCACAAAAGAAAGCUGAACGGCAGCAAGAACUUAAACGUAAAUUCGAACAGCUUAAAAUAGAGCGACUGAAUCGUUACCAGGGUGUUAAUCUCUACGUGAAGAAUCUCGAUGACACCAUCGACGACGAACGUUUGCGUAAAGAAUUUACGCCAUUUGGUACAAUAACAUCAGCCAAAGUUAUGUUGGAAGAUGGACGCAGCAAGGGUUUUGGAUUCGUAUGUUUUUCCACUCCUGAGGAAGCCACCAAAGCCGUUACUGAAAUGAACGGACGUAUUAUCGGUACCAAACCACUGUACGUUGCUCUCGCGCAGCGUAAAGACGAACGUAAAGCUCACUUGGCUUCUCAGUACAUUCAACGCAUGUCUAACUUGCGUAUGCAACAAAUGGGACCUAUGUAUCAAGCUGGUGGUGCUGGAAGUUUCUUCGUACCGACACUGCCGCAACCACAGAGAUUCUACGGGCCCGCCCAAAUGGCCCAAGUACGCACGACUCCACGUUGGCCAGCACAACCGAACCAAGUGCGUCCUAAUGCCCAAGCCGGUAGCACUGGAUUCGCUACAAUGCAAGCUCCGUUCCGCGCUGCUCCACGUGCUGCCACUGCUCAAGCCGGUGCCAUGAGAAACGCGAUAUCAGCACGACCCAUCACCGGACAGCAGCAACAAGUUGCUGGAGCCAACAUCCAAGGACGUUCUAUGAGCGGUACAACUGUCGGUGUUGCUCAAACUCAAAAUCGUCCACCGAACUACAAGUACAACAUGAAUGUACGCAAUCCACCCCAGCCAAUGCAGAUGCCUCAGCCGGCACCAAUCCAACAAGCUGUCCAUAUUCACGGACAAGAACCUCUGACCGCUUCAAUGCUUGCUGCAGCUUUGCCUCAAGAACAAAAACAAAUGCUUGGUGAACGUUUGUUCCCGCUUAUCCAGAUGAUGUACCCGCAACUCACCGGUAAAAUCACCGGUAUGUUGCUCGAGAUAGAUAACUCUGAGCUCUUACACAUGUUAGAGCACGGUGAAUCGCUCAAGGCUAAAGUUGAGGAAGCCGUCGCCGUGUUACAGGCUCAUCAAGCUAAACAAGCCGUCAAAAAAGAAUAAAUUUAUUAUUGAUUGUUAUCAUUUAUUAUUGCUAUUAUUUAUCAACACGUGCGCUGGUGUGUAAGAAAAAAUUCCACCGCGUAUUUAUUAUCAGUUCACUCUUUUUUAACUUUAUUUAUUUUUUAACGAAAUGAAAAUUAAAAAAAAUAGAAAAAUAAUAAAAAAAUUUUCGAAGAAAAAUAAAAAAAAAGUGAUUAGAAUAAAUGCGCGCGCCAAUUUCUUGUCUUACAUACCAACUAAUUGUGUUGGCAAAUAAUGAUAAUAAAAAAUAAUAAUUAACUGAUAAUUUAUUAUUUCUUUACGGCAAUUUUUUUUUUAAGUUCUUAUAUAAUAUUACACUCAAAAGUUUUCGUUCAUUAUGUUUUAUUGAUGAUGAUGAUUAUUGGUAUUAUAAUCAUCAGUGGUUUAUUAAUUAUUAAAAUAAAUAUAUAUAUUUUUUUUUCAUUUUUUUUUUUUUCGGAUAAUUACGUAUGAUUUUUAACAUUUUUCUUUUGUUUUUUUAUUUUCAUAACUAUGUUAGUGAUCCUCCGGUUUUGUUUAAAGGUGAAACUUUUGACAAAACUUGAAAAUGUUGAAAAAUAAAAAAAAUAAUAAAAUACAGAAAACGUAAAAAAAAUUGCAAAACUAUUAAAAAAUAAAAAUAAAUGAAAUGCAAUGAAACAAAUAAUACAAUUUACAUAUGUGACUACUUUUGUAAAAUUUAAUGUUUAAAAAAAUACGAAAAUAACAAAAAAAAAAACAAAAAACUGUUAAUUGAGAAGAUGAAACAACGAUUGUAAUGUUUUUUCUUCAUGUUUUAUGAUAAUAAUUUUUUCCUUUCAAAAAUA